Arctia plantaginis is the source of this 1062-nucleotide messenger RNA. The record is from the annotation of a GenBank genome assembly. Lineage: Eukaryota; Metazoa; Arthropoda; Insecta; Lepidoptera; Erebidae.
AUGGAGUGCUGCAUGUCAGAGGAAGCCAAAGAACAAAAAAGAAUCAAUCAGGAGAUAGAGCGACAACUCCGAAAGGACAAACGAGAUGCCAGGAGAGAACUCAAACUUCUCCUGCUUGGCACUGGCGAGUCAGGCAAGUCAACAUUCAUCAAGCAGAUGAGAAUCAUCCACGGGUCGGGUUACAGCGACGAAGAUAAACGCACUUUUAUCAAGCUUGUAUACCAGAACAUCUUUAUGGCGAUGCAGAGUAUGAUACGUGCCAUGGAUCUACUCUCAAUACAAUAUGGAAAUCCGUCCAACGUAGAGCAGGCGGAGUUGAUAUCUAUGAUCGACUUUGAGAGUGUUACAUCGUUUGAAAGCCCAUAUGUUGAAGCCAUCAAGGGCCUUUGGGCGGAUUCUGGCAUCCAAGAGUGCUACGACCGCAGGCGAGAAUACCAGCUGACAGACUCGGCCAAAUACUACUUGCAGGAGAUAGACCGCGUCGCGGCACCAAAUUACUUACCAACAGAACAAGACAUUCUUCGCGUGAGAGUGCCCACAACGGGCAUUAUAGAAUACCCAUUUGACUUGGAGGAAAUACGAUUUAGGAUGGUGGACGUCGGGGGCCAGAGAUCCGAGAGAAGGAAGUGGAUUCAUUGUUUCGAAAACGUCACAUCUAUCAUAUUCUUAGUAGCCCUUAGUGAAUAUGAUCAAAUUUUAUUUGAAUCUGAAAAUGAGAACCGAAUGGAAGAGUCCAAGGCGUUGUUCAAGACGAUCAUCACGUACCCCUGGUUCCAGCACUCGUCGGUGAUUUUGUUCCUUAACAAAAAGGAUUUACUCGAAGAGAAGAUCAUGUAUUCGCAUCUUGUCGACUACUUUCCAGAAUAUGAUGGUCCACAACGCGACGCGAACGCGGCACGCGAGUUCAUUCUGCGAAUGUUUGUCGACCUGAACCCGGACGCGGAGAAAAUCAUCUACUCCCAUUUCACUUGUGCGACAGAUACUGAAAACAUCCGUUUCGUGUUUGCUGCAGUGAAAGACACAAUCCUACAAUCUAACCUAAAGGAGUACAACCUCGUGUAA